AGAAUGCAAUAUUUUUAUUUACGUGUAAUAAUUAUGAGUCGAUGAAAACAAACUCGAAAUGAUUGUAAUAAUUCUUUGGGUCUUGUUUUCUUGCGUGCUUGCGGCGGUUAUUUCGUUUUUUUCGCUGAGACGAUGGCUGCUAAGCCGGAAAAAGAAGUUGCACAAAUCUUCGGAAAAAAACACGAACAUUGGUAUUUUCCAUCCUUACUGCAACGCGGGUGGCGGCGGAGAACGUGUGCUGUGGUGUGCUGUAAGAGCGUUGCAGGAAAAGUAUCCUAAUGCCAAAGUAAUCAUUUAUACAGGCGAUAUAGAUGCCUCGCCUAGUUCCAUAUUACAAAAGGCCAAGAAUGUGUUCAACAUUGCCGUUGAUAGUGACAACGUAAAAUUUGUGUUUCUCAAACAACGUCACUGGAUAGAGGCCAAGAACUAUCCGCACUUUACUUUGCUGGGACAAAGUAUUGGAUCGAUGGUGCUGGGUCUGGAAGCGCUUUGCAAGUUUCCUCCCGAUAUUUUUAUUGACACAAUGGGCUACGCCUUCACAUUUCCACUUUUUCGGUAUCUGGCCCAGGCCAAAGUUGGUUGUUAUGUCCAUUAUCCGAUUAUCAGUACGGAUAUGCUAAAGAGGGUCCAGCAGCGGCAGAUGUCGCACAACAAUAAAAAGUAUGUGGCUAGGAAUCCCUUUUUAACAUGGACAAAACUAGCCUAUUACAGAUUAUUCUCGAAGAUGUAUAAAUGGGUCGGCUGUUGCGCUGAGACUAUUAUGGUUAACUCGUCGUGGACCGAAAAUCAUAUACUGCAACUGUGGGAUGUGCCAUUCAAAACCCAUCGGGUGUACCCUCCAUGCGAAGUGGGCCAUCUUAAAAAGCUUCAACACACAGGAAAGGGCGACGAAUUCGUCAUUCUAUCAGUCGGACAAUUUCGACCGGAAAAAGAUCAUCCCCUUCAGCUACAAGCCAUUUACGAGUUAAGGACUUUACUUGCUAAUGACGAGGCUCUGUGGAGCAGAAUAAAAUUGGUGAUUGUGGGGUCAUGCCGAAACGAGGAGGACUAUGAGAGAUUGAAAAAUAUGCAAGAUUUGUCCAAACACUUGUCCCUGGAGAACAACGUUCAGUUCAAAGUGAAUGUUCCCUACGAUGACCUCCUUAAAUUGUAUCAAACCGCUAGUAUUGGAAUACACACAAUGUGGAACGAGCACUUCGGUAUCGGAGUUGUUGAUUGCAUGGCAGCUGGGCUUAUAAUGGUAGCACAUAGGUCGGGCGGUCCUUUGCUGGACAUAGUGGAAACCUCCGAGGGAAGUCAGAAUGGAUUUCUCGCAACUGACGCAGUUGAGUACGCCGAUAACAUACUAAAUAUCAUUGUUAAUAAUGGUGAAAUGAAUGGAAUUCGAAACGCAGCCAGGGCUUCGGUUGAAAGGUUCUCUGAGAGAGAAUUUGAAAAAAACUUCCUAAGAGCUAUUUCUGAAUUAUUUACAAACGCUUAAACCAAAUCCUUAUAUGACAACAUGCAACUUUUGUUAAAUAAUAAAUUUUAAAACUAUUGCUUAUUAAAUUC
Molecule: messenger RNA, 1551 nt
Organism: Drosophila serrata
Lineage: Eukaryota; Metazoa; Arthropoda; Insecta; Diptera; Drosophilidae
Gene: Alg11
Product: ALG11 alpha-1,2-mannosyltransferase
Biological process (GO): dolichol-linked oligosaccharide biosynthetic process; protein N-linked glycosylation
Cellular component (GO): endoplasmic reticulum membrane
Molecular function (GO): GDP-Man:Man(3)GlcNAc(2)-PP-Dol alpha-1,2-mannosyltransferase activity
Source: RefSeq, a predicted model, not a curated record